Messenger RNA from Eurytemora carolleeae, 822 nucleotides. Its product is annotated as WD repeat-containing protein 86. NCBI's taxonomy places the organism in Eukaryota, Metazoa, Arthropoda, Copepoda, Calanoida, Temoridae. Gene Ontology annotation, molecular function: protein binding. The transcript is spliced from 7 exons. Bases 79 to 822 code for a protein of 247 amino acids. The record is from RefSeq and is a predicted model, not a curated record.
GUUGUGAUUCAACCAUGUUACCUAAAUUUACCUAUACAGUUCCUUAAUCAUAUCUUUCUUUUAGAACAAGGCCUAACCAUGGGAGCAGGAAGUAGCAGCGGAGGGAAGAAGGGAGAACUGCUGGAAACUAUGGCAGAUCAUGAUGAGAGUAUAAACUGCAUGGUUCUUAGUGAGGACGGUAGCAUGCUGGUCACAGGGAGCGAGGACAGUACAGCCAGGAUGUGGUCUACUAAAACUGAGGAUACAGAAUGUCUGGGGGUUUUACGCGGACAUUCCAGUUAUAUCAACGCUGUUGGGACAUUUGACACAUUUGUUAUCACCGGAAGUGCAGAUUCGACAAUCCGGAAAUGGGAUAUGACCACGUGCGAGUGUCUUUUUGUGUACGAGGGACAUACGUCUAGGAUUCAAAAGAUACUUCUAACUGGAGAUUUUAUUUUCUCCUCCUCCUUUGAUAAAACAGCAAGAGCCUGGCUCUUCGAUACUUCAGAGAUACAGGACGGAGAAGAGGAUUUAAGUUCCUUUAACAUAAAUAUAAUUAUAACUUUAUCUGCUUUAUUUGAAAAUAAUAUAUCUAAAAAUGUCCAGGGCCACGGCAAGGGAGUUUAUCCUUUGAUCUAUAUCCCUGUAGGGGAUCAAGAUUCAGGUCCUACAAUAAACCCAGGAGAUAUUCUUCUGACCGGGAGUGCUGAUAUGACAGCCAGGAGCUGGUCAAUCGAGUCUGGAGGAACCCUGAAACAGUUCCGUGGACACAAUGGUGCUGUUACAGCAAUGGCGACUGAUUCGACUGGCAGGUUAGAUUUUAUUACAGAACAAACUAAUUAA